Messenger RNA from Alnus glutinosa, 3055 nucleotides. Its product is annotated as proteinaceous RNase P 1, chloroplastic/mitochondrial-like. Gene Ontology annotation, molecular function: protein binding; ribonuclease P activity. Bases 31 to 2607 code for a protein of 858 amino acids. Lineage: Eukaryota; Viridiplantae; Streptophyta; Magnoliopsida; Fagales; Betulaceae. The transcript is spliced from 8 exons. Gene Ontology annotation, biological process: tRNA 5'-leader removal. The record is from RefSeq and is a predicted model, not a curated record.
UAUGACAGCGAGCUCUUCCAACGGCCACAAAUGGCCUCCUUUACCUUCAACACUCUGCAAAGGCACCUCUUCUCCGUCACUCUCUUUAGAGCGAAUGUUAGUCACAUUAAAACAAGGGUGUCUAUUACAGACCAACCUCCAAAAAAAAACGUGAAUUUAGGAACUGCAAAAGAAAAUGGCGCUGGGUUUUCUUCUGCAAGGGCUAUAGAUGAAAGAAUAGAGAGAAACGCUGUGAAUAACCUUGGUGGUUCAGUGGUGGAGAAGACAGAAUCAACAAAAGAUAAAAACGUAAGGAAAAACUUGGGUUUUAGAGAAAGAAGGAAAGUUGGUUCUGGGAAUUCUUCUUUGAGGUCUAAAGAUGAGAAGAUAAUUGUGAAUUCCACGAGUGUGGGUAGUUUCGUGGUUAAUGAAAAGAAGGAGAAGAAACCCAAGAAAGGUGAUGAUAAGCAGGUGGGAGAGGAGCAUAAGGGGAAGGGGUCUAAGAAAAAUGAAUCUCCAGAAUUUCAGUUUAGGGUUGAAUUGGAUAUGUGUUCGAAAAGAGGGGAUGUCUUGGGUGCAAUUGAAUCGUAUGAUAAGGCGCUAAGAGAAGGAACUAAGCUGGGGCAGUACCAUUAUACUGUACUUUUGUAUCUUUGUUCUUCUGCUGCUGUGGGUGUUAUUUGCCCAGCUAAAAGUGGGAGUGGUAGUAGGAGUUUAAAUACAUUGGACUCAUCUAAUGGAGCUUCUAGUUUGAAUUCCAUGGGGUCGAGUGCACUGGGAGAUAAGAGUAACAGGAAUUUGGGUGAUAUGGAAUUGGAUAUACCAGUUUCAGACAAUGAGCAACAAGUUGAUGUUGUUAGAAGUCAUGGAACUACAAAUAAAACGGAGUUGAAUUCUAGUAGUAGGUUUGACCAUUUAAGUAGUUCUUCUGAUGAAAAGGAUAAAUUGAGACAGUAUUCUAAUGAGUUUACAAAGUCAAAAGCUCAACUUUUGGAUGGACUAAGUUAUCCAGAAAAGGGUGGUAAUAAUAUUUCAAACACAAAAGAUGGGAGUGGAAACCGAGAAGAUCAUAAAAUUCAGGUAGGUGAAGAUGUCAAGUCGUAUGCACUUCAAAGGGGAUUUGAGAUCUACAAGAAGAUGUGUUUGGAUAAUGUCCCAAUGAAUGAAGCAGCAUUGACAUCCGUGGCUAGAAUGGCAAUGUCGAUGGGUAAUGGUGACCUGGCAUUUGAUAUGGUGAAGCAAAUGAAGCCAUUGGGAGUAAAUCCAAGAUUGCGAUCUUAUGUUCCUGCUCUAUCUUCCUUUUGCAAUAGUGGAGAUAUUGACAAAGCAUUUGCUGUUGAGAAACACAUGUUGUCAAAUGGUGUCUAUCCAGAGGAGCCUGAUUUGGAGGCACUCCUAAGAGUAAGUGUCGGAGCUGGUAAAGGUGACAAGGUGUACUACUUGUUGCAUAAACUAAGAACAAGUGUGCGGAAGGUCUCGCCCACUACGGCAGAUCUGAUUGUUAAAUGGUUUAAUAGCAAGGCGGCUUCAAGAGUGGGGAAAACAAAAUGGGAUAAAAGUUUGAUAAAGGAAGCAAUUGCAAAUGGAGGUGGAGGCUGGCAUGGACAGGGCUGGUUAGGGAAAGGAAGGUGGAGCACUUCAUACACGACUGUUGGAGCUGAUGGUUUGUGUAAAUGCUGUGGGGAGAGGUUGGCAAUGAUUGACCUUGAUCCUAAAGAAACAGAGAAUUUUGCUGAGUCAGUUGCAUCUAUUGCUUUAAAGAGAGAGAAAAAUUCAAGCUUUCAGAAAUUUCAAAAAUGGCUUGACUAUUAUGGACCUUUUGAAGCAGUGGUAGAUGCUGCUAAUAUCGGCCUCUUCAGCCAGAAGAGAUUUUUACCAUCCAGGGUAAGUGCUGUUGUUAAUGGAAUACGCCAAAAGCUUCCUUCAAAGAAAUGGCCUCUCAUUGUUUUGCAUAACAAGCGUAUGACUGGACGGAAGAUGGAUGAACCAGUAAAUAGGGCCUUGAUUGAGAAGUGGAAAAAUGCUGAUGCACUCUAUGCAACACCUACUGGGUCAAAUGAUGACUGGUACUGGUUGUAUGCAGCUAUAAAGUUUAAGUGCUUACUCGUGACCAAUGAUGAGAUGAGAGACCAUACAUUUCAACUUCUAGGAAAUGACUUUUUUCCAAAAUGGAAAGAGAGGCACCAAGUGCAUUUCUGUUUUUCUGAUGCUGGUCCAAUCUUUCACAUGCCUCCUCCUUGCUCUGUUGUGAUUCAGGAAUCUGAUAAAGGCCACUGGCAUAUUCCAGUUGUAUCAGAACCUGAUUAUGAAGCAGAAAGAACCUGGCUAUGUGUUACACGUGCUAAGUCACGUGUGGCAAGGCAAGAUUCUGCCACUAGUCCUGAAGAAUCACUAUCCCUUCAAUCUAACGAGGGACAUGCAAGGUCAGGUUUUCGAACUGAAGUGAAGAUAAAGCCAGAACUGAGUCAUGCGAAUCCUGAAAAUACUAAAAGUCCAUCUCAGGAAAUCUACAAAAGUCUCAGAGAUAUUCUGUCAGAAUCUGUGCAUUCAAAUGAUAAUCACACUAUACUCCCACAGAUUGAGGCUGCAGAGAUGUUUGGUAACUGCAUAAUUGAUUUUCAAAUAUAAUGGCUGUUUUGUUAAGGACCUCAAAAUGAUGCUGUGGAAAAUCGAACUCCAAACCAAGAGCUCCUUCAACAGUUAUGUUCUUGUGCGAACUACACAAAGCUCUGACAGUCUAGAAAACCGGCCUUUUUGGAGCUGCUGAUGUUAAAUGUACUAUAUCAAUGUUUUUUAGCCAUCAAAAGGUUAACCUUUUUGGAGUAAUAGCUAGUUUUUGUGAGCUGCCAUUACCUCUUUCUGGAGUUUCUCUCAGGGUUGGUUACGAGUGGAGGGAAUUUAUGGAGGGUGGAGUCUUCUAUCAUCUUUCUGUAUAAUCAUGUUUUCAUUUGCUCAUAAAGAAAAGAUUUUGCUCUGCACCUCUGUUGAACUGUUUGACCAGCAAGCAGUCAUUUUUUGUCUUUGAGCAACAUACCCCAGAUGUUUAGAUACUUGGAUCUAACUCCAAGGAUAUUUU